Molecule: messenger RNA, 4545 nt
Organism: Knipowitschia caucasica
Lineage: Eukaryota; Metazoa; Chordata; Actinopteri; Gobiiformes; Gobiidae
Source: the annotation of a GenBank genome assembly
AUGGUAGUGGCAGUGCCCCUUCUGAACGUUAGAGAAAGCCAUGGUCUGCAUCUGAGGCACCUCCUUCUGUCUGCUCAAGGACCUCCUUCUGUCUGCUCAGGCACCUCCUUCUGUCUGCUCAGGCACCUCCUUCUGUCUGCUCAAGAACCUCCUUUUGUCUGCUCAGGCACCUCCUUAUGUCUGCUCAAGGACCUCCUUCUGUCUGCUCAGGCACCUCCUUCUGUCUGCUCAGGCACCUCCUUCUGUCUGCUCAGGCGCCUCCUUCUGUCUGCUCAGGCACCUCCUUCUGUCUGCUCAGGCACCUCCUUCUGUCUGCUCAAGGACCUCCUUUUGUCUGCUCAGGCACCUCCUUCUGUCUGCUCAGGCACCUCCUUCUGUCUGCUAAGGACCUCCUUCUGUCUGCUCAGGCACCUCCUUCUGUCUGCUCAGGCACCUCCUUCUGUCUGCUCAGGCACCUCCUUCUGUCUGCUCAGGAACCUCCUUCUGUCUGCUCAAGAACCUCCUUCUGUCUGCUCAAGGAUCUCCUUCUGUCUGCUCAGGCACUUUUUUCUGUCUGCUCAGGCACCUCCUUCUGUCUGCUCAGGCACCUCCUUCGGUCUGCUCAGGCACCUCCUUCUGUCUGCUCAGGCACCUCCUUCUGUCUGCUCAGGCACCUCCUUCUGUCUGCUCAGGCGCCUCCUUCUGUCUGCUCAGGCACCUCCUUCUGUCUGCUCAGGCACCUCCUUCUGUCUGCUCAAGGACCUCCUUCUGUCUGCUCAGGCACCUCCUUCUGUCUGCUCAGGCACCUCCUUCUGUCUGCUAAGGACCUCCUUCUGUCUGCUCAGGCACCUCCUUCUGUCUGCUCAGGCACCUCCUUCUGUCUGCUCAGGCACCUCCUUCUGUCUGCUCAGGAACCUCCUUCUGUCUGCUCAAGAACCUCCUUCUGUCUGCUCAAGGAUCUCCUUCUGUCUGCUCAGGCACUUUUUUCUGUCUGCUCAGGCACCUCCUUCUGUCUGCUCAGGCACCUCCUUCGGUCUGCUCAGGCACCUCCUUCUGUCUGCUCAGGCACCUCCUUCUGUCUGCUCAGGCACCUCCUUCUGUCUGCUCAGGCACCUCCUUCUGUCUGCUCAGGCGCCUCCUUCUGUCUGCUCAAGGACCUCCUUCUGUCUGCUCAGGCACCUCCUUCUGUCUGCUCAGGCACCUCCUUCUGUCUGCUCAGGCACCUCCUUCUGUCUGCUCAGGAACCUCCUUCUGUCUGCUCAAGAACCUCCUUCUGUCUGCUCAAGGAUCUCCUUCUGUCUGCUCAGGAACUUUUUUCUGUCUGCUCAGGCACCUCCUUCUGUCUGCUCAGGCACCUCCUUCGGUCUGCUCAGGCACCUCCUUCUGUCUGCUCAGGCACCUCCUUCUGUCUGCUCAGGCGCCUCCUUCUGUCUGCUCAGGCACCUCCUUCUGUCUGCUCAGGCACCUCCUUCUGUCUGCUCAGGCACCUCCUUCUGUCUGCUCAAGGACCUCCUUCUGUCUGCUCAGGCACCUCCUUCUGUCUGCUCAGGCACCUCCUUCUGUCUGCUCAGGAACCUCCUUCUGUCUGCUCAAGAACCUCCUUCUGUCUGCUCAAGGAUCUCCUUCUGUCUGCUCAGGCACCUUUUUCUGUCUGCUCAGGCACCUCCUUCUGUCUGCUCAGGCACCUCCUUCUGUCUGCUCAGGCGCCUCCUUCUGUCUGCUCAGGCACCUCCUUCUGUCUGCUCAGGCACCUCCUUCUGUCUGCUCAAGGACCUCCUUCUGUCUGCUCAGGCACCUCCUUCUGUCUGCUCAGGCACCUCCUUCUGUCUGCUAAGGACCUCCUUCUGUCUGCUCAGGCACCUCCUUCUGUCUGCUCAGGCACCUCCUUCUGUCUGCUCAGGCACCUCCUUCUGUCUGCUCAGGAACCUCCUUCUGUCUGCUCAAGAACCUCCUUCUGUCUGCUCAAGGAUCUCCUUCUGUCUGCUCAGGAACUUUUUUCUGUCUGCUCAAGGACCUCCUUCUGUCUGCUCAGGCACCUCCUUCUGUCUGCUCAGGCACCUCCUUCUGUCUGCUCAGGCGCCUCCUUCUGUCUGCUCAGGCACCUCCUUCUGUCUGCUCAGGCACCUCCUUCUGUCUGCUCAAGGACCUCCUUCUGUCUGCUCAGGCACCUCCUUCUGUCUGCUCAGGCACCUCCUUCUGUCUGCUAAGGACCUCCUUCUGUCUGCUCAGGCACCUCCUUCUGUCUGCUCAGGCACCUCCUUCUGUCUGCUCAGGCACCUCCUUCUGUCUGCUCAGGAACCUCCUUCUGUCUGCUCAAGAACCUCCUUCUGUCUGCUCAAGGAUCUCCUUCUGUCUGCUCAGGCACUUUUUUCUGUCUGCUCAGGCACCUCCUUCUGUCUGCUCAGGCACCUCCUUCGGUCUGCUCAGGCACCUCCUUCUGUCUGCUCAGGCACCUCCUUCUGUCUGCUCAGGCACCUCCUUCUGUCUGCUCAGGCACCUCCUUCUGUCUGCUCAGGCGCCUCCUUCUGUCUGCUCAAGGACCUCCUUCUGUCUGCUCAGGCACCUCCUUCUGUCUGCUCAGGCACCUCCUUCUGUCUGCUCAGGCACCUCCUUCUGUCUGCUCAGGAACCUCCUUCUGUCUGCUCAAGAACCUCCUUCUGUCUGCUCAAGGAUCUCCUUCUGUCUGCUCAGGAACUUUUUUCUGUCUGCUCAGGCACCUCCUUCUGUCUGCUCAGGCACCUCCUUCGGUCUGCUCAGGCACCUCCUUCUGUCUGCUCAGGCACCUCCUUCUGUCUGCUCAGGCGCCUCCUUCUGUCUGCUCAGGCACCUCCUUCUGUCUGCUCAGGCACCUCCUUCUGUCUGCUCAGGCACCUCCUUCUGUCUGCUCAAGGACCUCCUUCUGUCUGCUCAGGCACCUCCUUCUGUCUGCUCAGGCACCUCCUUCUGUCUGCUCAGGAACCUCCUUCUGUCUGCUCAAGAACCUCCUUCUGUCUGCUCAAGGAUCUCCUUCUGUCUGCUCAGGCACCUUUUUCUGUCUGCUCAGGCACCUCCUUCUGUCUGCUCAGGCACCUCCUUCUGUCUGCUCAGGCGCCUCCUUCUGUCUGCUCAGGCACCUCCUUCUGUCUGCUCAGGCACCUCCUUCUGUCUGCUCAAGGACCUCCUUCUGUCUGCUCAGGCACCUCCUUCUGUCUGCUCAGGCACCUCCUUCUGUCUGCUAAGGACCUCCUUCUGUCUGCUCAAGCACCUCCUUCUGUCUGCUCAGGCACCUCCUUCUGUCUGCUCAGGCACCUCCUUCUGUCUGCUCAGGAACCUCCUUCUGUCUGCUCAAGAACCUCCUUCUGUCUGCUCAAGGAUCUCCUUCUGUCUGCUCAGGCACUUUUUUUCUGUCUGCUCAGGCACCUCCUUCUGUCUGCUCAGGCACCUCCUUCGGUCUGCUCAGGCACCUCCUUCUGUCUGCUCAGGAACCUCCUUCUGUCUGCUCAGGCACCUCCUUCUGUCUGCUCAGGCACCUCCUUCUGUCUGCUCAGGCACCUCCUUCUGUCUGCUCAAGGACCUCCUUCUGUCUGCUCAGGCACCUCCUUCUGUCUGCUCAGGCACCUCCUUCUGUCUGCUCAGGCACCUCCUUCUGUCUGCUCAGGAACCUCCUUCUGUCUGCUCAAGAACCUCCUUCUGUCUGCUCAAGGAUCUCCUUCUGUCUGCUCAGGAACUUUUUUCUGUCUGCUCAGGCACCUCCUUCUGUCUGCUCAGGCACCUCCUUCGGUCUGCUCAGGCACCUCCUUCUGUCUGCUCAGGCACCUCCUACUGUCUGCUCAGGCGCCUCCUUCUGUCUGCUCGGGCACCUCCUUCUGUCUGCUCAGGCACCUCCUUCUGUCUGCUCAGGCACCUUCUUCUGUCUGCUCAGGCCCCUCCUUCUGUCUGCUCAGGCACCUCCUUCCUCCUUCUGUCCAUGUGUGGACCCGUCUGUCCCCGUCCCCGCCCAUGAGCGCUGAUUGGCCCGGGCCCCUGUGCGCCUGUCCUGGUGCGGUGUGUGGAGCUCUCAGUCAGAGCGCGGAGCCUGGAGCCGUGAAGCCGCACGCAGAACGCGUCCCCGGCUGCAGACUUCCUCCUGAUCCGCGGGCGUCUACCGGAGCUCCUCCCGCGGGGUUCACGGUGGACUUGUGCGCGCAGGUCUGUGACUCCUCUGGCUUUGUGGAGGUGUAUGUCGCCUCGGUGCAGAACCCGUCGGGGGUGCUCCUUAGUGGGCAGUGCUGUGACCCGCCUUACCCCGGCCCUGGUCCUGGUCCUGGUCCUGCCUCUGGGGGUCGUUGUGGAGGCUCGGAGUGCGACACGUACCUCCGGGUGUGUCUGAAGGAGUACCAGGUGGAGGUGUCGCUCCGCGGAGCAUGUACCUACGGCAGCCGCAGCACCCAGGUCCUGGGAGGAAACAGCUUCAGCCCCAGAGUGCGCAUCACUGUCCCCUUCAGCUUCUCCUGGCCGGUGAGUCCCUGCAGCGCCCCCUGCUGCCCAUCACUGUUCAAGCAGUUCUGGUUCAAUAGUUUCUCAAAUCGAUCGUUGGCAGAAGUUUGA